AACAGUCAGUCCGCAAUUGCUUGUCUGGAUAUAAAAAGUCCCUCAUUCCCUUCUGUGGCUGUCUUGACUUCUAUCUUACCACCACCAUACAACCUUCCUCUCUUCAGUCUUCAAGAGACUAUCUCACCUUUCAACCCAACCAAAAAAAUGCCUCCCACCCCCGCUACUCGCUCCCAACAUGCCCUCCACCACGAGGCUAACUUUCGUGCUGCUGUCGAUGAGAUCCGCCACGCGAUCACCCGGGCUUUGCCAUCCAAACCCCAGUAUGAUACCCUGCAAGCCGUGUCCCUGAGGUGGGGAAAACGACGAUCUGAACUGCGCCGGCAUCGAGGACGAGCUGUUGGGGGUACUCCGUGGCCGGUUUGGGUUCGAAACCCACAAGUUGGAAAUCCCAUCUGCCGACGAGCCUAUGGCUAUCCAAACCCUCUCAGCAGAUCUGCUUGCUGUUGUGACAAAGUGCUCAUCUCCAAGGUCACUAUUGCUUGUCGUAUACGAGGGUCACUCGAGUGCUUUGAACCUUCCGUCUGGCGGUUCAGAAGUUCUGAUCUAUGGAGCGAAUACACCACAGGCCACCACCGUCCGCUGGAGUUUGGUAGAUAAUAUGAUUGGAGGAUGUAGGGGCGAUGUUGUUGUCAUAAUGGAUUCCUGUUACUCCACGGCCGCGGCUCUCGACCGUCCAGGUCGGGAGUACGUCUUCGCAUCGAGCUUCGAGAGCCCGACCCCAGCCUCGCUGCAGAUCUGCUUUACGCGCAGGCUCAUCGACUGUCUCCGGCAGGUCAAUGGGAAGACAACAAUCGCCCAAUUGCAUGCCCGUCUGCUUGUUGCAGCGAACCAACCUGGUCACCAGUUGCAAGUAACCCCGGUGUACGUGGCCAACUACCAGAAGCCAUCGGUGACUCUGGAACCCUUGCCCACUGGGCUCAUCUCUCGCCCAGAACUCCGAGGCUUGCAAGCGACAGGCCAGCUGAGCGACGGGAAGGUCCUGCUUUCCGGUUACCUCAAGUCUACGACCAGCAUUCCGGAGGUCAACCAGUGGAAAGCCUGGCUGGCGCGCGAGAUCCCCGAGGCAGUCGCUGACAUUAAGAUCGAGGCCGUGUUUCACUCGACCUCGUGCGUAUGCCUGCUGACCGUGCCCACCGCCGUCUGGCAUACAAUCCGCAAUGAUGAGGCCUACAAGUUUAUUGCUUUUGUAGAUUCACAUAACCUUCUAACGAAUCAAUUCAGUAAUGCCUAAUUGUCGUGUUAUAUAGCUUGAUAUGAUAGACACUUGGUCAGAAUUAACCAUGGCUCGUAUAACGUCAGACUGC
Molecule: messenger RNA, 1307 nt
Organism: Penicilliopsis zonata CBS 506.65
Lineage: Eukaryota; Fungi; Ascomycota; Eurotiomycetes; Eurotiales; Aspergillaceae
Exons: 2
Coding region: 410-1234 (274 amino acids)
Source: RefSeq, a predicted model, not a curated record